Marchantia polymorpha subsp. ruderalis is the source of this 537-nucleotide messenger RNA. The record is from the annotation of a GenBank genome assembly. Lineage: Eukaryota; Viridiplantae; Streptophyta; Marchantiopsida; Marchantiales; Marchantiaceae.
GAUAUGCUGUUAUUUCAGAAGGAUAUUCGAGGAGUGAGGAAGCACUCCAUGGGAAGUGCAUGUCGAUUGUGACAAGAGGGAGUUUUAAGAAAUCCUAAAAGUAGUGAUGUCAUGCGUCUCUGCUCCUUGGAGUGAUUAUGAGGAUAGUGAACCCGCAAGCAAACAGAGGCUUGCUGGAUUGCAGCCAGGAAAUAUGCUUCGAGACGGAUAUGCUAAAAAUAAUGAAGCUUGAACGGUUGCAGAACAGGUACCUUCAUAGCUCCAGUUCAGUCACAAGAUUCUUCUCCACAAGUCGCGUUAUCAGUCACCAAUUAAAUGGCAAAACCACACAAGAUUCUCGUUCAUUCACUUGGCUCUCGGCCUGGCACGAUCAGUCUUAUAUUCUCACGAGACAAAAUCGAACAAAUCCUGCUUUGAUAAUAGCGAAAGAUGUACUGUCUUUCGAACGAGGUUAGCCUCAGCGCAGCUGAACGACGAAGCUAUGUUUGCAGAUUAGACGUCCAUAUCGUAGCUGCAAACUGCAACCACAUAUCGUAC